Messenger RNA from Triplophysa dalaica, 2660 nucleotides. It is a transcript of the gene ramp1, whose product is annotated as receptor activity modifying protein 1. Gene Ontology annotation, molecular function: coreceptor activity. The transcript has 3 exons. The record is from RefSeq and is a predicted model, not a curated record. Gene Ontology annotation, biological process: G protein-coupled receptor signaling pathway; protein localization to plasma membrane; intracellular protein transport. Bases 331 to 771 code for a protein of 146 amino acids. Lineage: Eukaryota; Metazoa; Chordata; Actinopteri; Cypriniformes; Nemacheilidae. Gene Ontology annotation, cellular component: cell surface; membrane; signaling receptor complex.
GGAGCGCAGAGCGCGACUCUCCACCGGUGACUCCAGUGCGUCCUGCCGAGUCUAUGCGCGUCUGCUGACCUGGACACGCUUUACCUUCCGUGUUUUAUUUUUAUCUAACGCUUUACAUUAAACAGAUGCUGUGGUGACAGAGACACGGGGGAGUUCUUGUUCUUGCGUCUUCAAUGGAAAUUUAGCGUUAAGGUGAAUGAAACUCUGCGUAAUUACCUGACAAAAGCGAAGAUGUUUCGAGAUGUACGGGAAUAGCGUCGUUUAAUCGACCCUGACACGAGCGAAAGUGUGAAGAAACUUAUGUUUCUGUUUUACUGACAUUAAAGCGUUAUGGCAUCUUUAUGGUGGAGACAGACGCUGCUCUUCUUGGUAAUCGCAGCAAAUCUGUCUGUGCUUACCUCAGCAUGCAGCAACAACUAUGAAUACGCCAUUGAGGAAUUUUGCCUGGCCAAGUUCAAGCUGGAUAUGGAGCUUCUUGACCAGCAUCAGUGGUGCAUCUGGGACGACACCGUUGAGUCCUACGGGGAACUGACGAACUGCACGUUCCUGGUGGCUCUGAAAAUGAACUGUUUCUGGCCCAACAGCCUGGUGGAUGAGUUUUUCAUUCGGGUGCACCGGCACUACUUCCAUGACUGCUCGUUGACUGGACGACUGCUUCACGACCCACCCAAUCGGAUCCUGGGGCCGUUUAUCGUGGUGCCCAUACUGGUGACACUUCUCAUGACAGCUCUAGUUGUGUGGAGGAGUAAACGCAGCGAGGGAAUCGUAUAAGUCUGCAGCUGUUAACCAAGUGACCCCACGCUGAACAAGUGAUGAUGGACAGACUGAACAAUAGGAAUGAGUUUGUCUUGUUUGGAUAUUGAACUAUAGAACACUAACACUUGUGUCAUGGACAAACAGGUAACACACCAGUCAUUUGUGGUGACAUUUUUCAUAAGGCAGUUUUUGAUUAAAUAUCACCAGUCUGAUGGUGGAUAAACAUUACCUAUGGAUGAAAAACAAGGAAGACGGCGCUAUUCAUGUGUUUAUUUGGCGUAUCUUUGCUGGUUUUGUGAUUACUGGACAUUUUAUUUAUUUCAUUUUAUUUCAUGCAUCAACCUCCGUACAUUUCACAGUCGUUAUAAGUUUUUGUUACACUUUUUGCCAAAUGAUGACAGCAGUAGAAAGGAAUAAUAUUAUGAUUCAGUCAUGAUCCUUAUUAUGUACAUAUGUAUCAAGUAAUUAAAAGCCUUAAUGUAUUGUUAUCUUUUAUCAAUGGGUUUUAAUAUAUCAAUUCUUAUUAGAUACAGCAGCACAAAAAAUUAAGAGACCAUUGAAAAAUCUAAAUGUGCUAUUUAUAGCUAUGUAUGUUAAAAUGUAUCAUUUUUUGUUUUAUUAUGUGAACUACUAACAAUAAUUUUAAAUACAAAUAUUUUUUCUAUUUGCAUUUAUUUGCAGAAAAUGAAAACGGGUGAAGCAUGUCAAAUAAGGAAAAAAGAUGCUCCGUUUUAUUUCAGACCUAGUUCAUAAUUACUUUGAAGCUCUUGCAUUACAGUUUCAUGUGUCUGUCAUGCCGUCAGUCUUUCACAUUGCUGUUAAAUGAUUUUAUGUUACUCCUGAGGUUUGAUUUUACUGAAAUUCAACGGACGCUGGACUGAAAUGGUCACAAUUGAAAUGCUUAUUAAAUGAAAAUUUGGAAUGGUCUCUUAAUUUUUCCUGCGAAUGUAUAUGACUAAAUUAAAUGUUACAAUAACAGACUCAAGCACUUCAAAAACUAAUAAGCUGCCUACUGAUACAUGUAAAGGGGAACUUUGUACUUGAAACCUGCUUAACAAAUGUUGUAUGAUUCACAGAUAAGAGCAUCCCCAAGGUCAUUGUAAAAAGCUCAGUGAAAGACCUUAACCAAGAGAAAUGUUGAUUAUUAUUUAUAAAUUAUAUUGAAUAAUAGAUGGAAUACUAACCUAAAAAAAGUUCAAUCUAAUUGAUAUUGGACUGUUGUAUCCAGUAUUUUGUAUUCUGUUUAUUGUAUGUGCAUAUACAGGUAUACUGCAUAUAUUAACAUGUAAUGUAUGAGUUUAGUCUCAUAUAAAAUGUAGAUUUGUACACAGCAUCCCUGUUCAUACAGGUCCAGUGGAUCUUAACGUUUUUGAGUUUAAGGCUGUACAAUUAUUAAGGUAUUUUAUUUAGACGACCAGUCAAAAUUUUGGAAACACUUUAGUGAAAUGUUUCAAAUAAUCCUACAAACCUUUUAAUCUCAAGAUGUAUGCUUAUUGUUUAAAAUUGCUUUUAAUUGUUGUUUCUGACCCAAUAAUAAAGUAUAAGCAGCUUAUAAGUAGGUGGAACUCCUCUCAAUACGGUUCCCAGGUGGAGAUCUUAAGAAGCUAUGAUUCAAUAUUUGAAGGCAUCAUUUAUAUUAUUUAAUAAUAAAUAGUCAAGUUUGGUAUAACUAAUAACAAUAACCAAACAUCAAGAAUUAUCUUGGUUUAUAGUUUUUUCAGUUGGUAGUUGUUUUUUUGUCAUUUUAAAUCACCUUGAGACCCCCUAUGAGGUUUUUCUAAUCCCCUGUUGAGAAACACUGCAUUCAUCACAAUAUUGUACAAAAAACAUUAUAUUUGUUAAACUGCUUUAAAACACAAAGAAUGUACAUUACAUAAUUAAAUAAUAUUUCAACUUUUCCCUCA